Molecule: messenger RNA, 506 nt
Organism: Eublepharis macularius
Lineage: Eukaryota; Metazoa; Chordata; Lepidosauria; Squamata; Eublepharidae
Gene: RPL31
Product: ribosomal protein L31
Exons: 5
Coding region: 98-475 (125 amino acids)
Biological process (GO): cytoplasmic translation
Cellular component (GO): cytosolic large ribosomal subunit; ribosome
Molecular function (GO): structural constituent of ribosome
Source: RefSeq, a predicted model, not a curated record
CGUCUCGCUAUUUCCUUUUCUCUAUGGUUGGCUUCGGCUUCCUUAUUUUUUUCCCAGAAUACCCAGCGCCUUCCUUUCUGGUCUGGUCCCCAAAAGGAUGGCCCCUGCAAAGAAAGGUGGUGAAAAGAAGAAAGGGCGAUCCGCCAUCAACGAGGUGGUCACUCGGGAGUAUACUAUCAACAUUCAUAAACGUAUCCAUGGCGUGGGUUUCAAGAAGCGAGCUCCACGGGCUCUCAAGGAAAUCCGUAAAUUUGCAAUGAAGGAGAUGGGGACACCUGACGUACGCAUUGAUACCCGCUUGAACAAAGCUGUCUGGGCAAAAGGAAUAAGGAAUGUUCCUUACCGCAUCCGUGUGCGUUUAUCCAGAAAACGCAAUGAGGAUGAAGAUUCACCCAAUAAAUUGUACACUCUGGUUACUUAUGUGCCAGUUACUACUUUCAAAAGUCUACAGACUGUCAAUGUGGAUGAAAACUAAUCUUUCAUUACAAUAAAGUUAUAAAAAGUAA